GGCGGAAGUGCCUAGUCUGGGACUAAGCUGGCGCUAACGAGUUCCGGUCCAGUUCUCCUACCUCAAGCUCCAGCGUAGACGGCGUCCGGGCCGAGCCCAGCUGAUCAGGAUGAUCACGGACGUGCAGCUCGCCAUCUUCGCCAACAUGCUGGGCGUGUCGCUCUUCUUGCUUGUCGUUCUCUAUCACUACGUUGCCGUCAACAAUCCCAAGAAGCAGGAAUGAAAGUGGCGCUUUCUCCGCCCCAGGGAAGCUGUUUCAUCAACUGUAUCCCAGUUUCCACUCAACCUGUGAAUUAUCCCUGAGGCUUUGUAGAUUGCAACACGACCGCUUCCCUCUUUGGACUGGCCAUCUCUGCGGUCUCGGGCAUACAUGUUCUUCUCUGAGAAAUUGCAGCCCUGGAAGUCGAAGUGGGCUGAAUUCAAGGAGAUGAGCUUUGGAUAUAGCAUGUUUUCCACCUGUUUGGGGGAGGACAAAGACAACUCAGAAGAAGACACAGAAAGAAGGGACAAGGGGUAAGGAAGAGAUGUCAAGCAUGGGCCAUGUGACUCAAUACACAGCCAUCACAACCAUCAGGAGUAAAGGUUUCUUGAAUUCUCA
This is a messenger RNA of Cynocephalus volans (Philippine flying lemur), 598 nucleotides long. It is a transcript of the gene OST4, whose product is annotated as oligosaccharyltransferase complex subunit 4, non-catalytic. Bases 110 to 223 code for a protein of 37 amino acids. The record is from RefSeq and is a predicted model, not a curated record. Lineage: Eukaryota; Metazoa; Chordata; Mammalia; Dermoptera; Cynocephalidae. Gene Ontology annotation, cellular component: oligosaccharyltransferase complex. The transcript has 3 exons.